UACAGCAGGCCCAACCCACUGUCUGCCUGCGCCAUGCACAACAUAGUGAUCGCCUGGCGCUACAAGCCGCAUUGUUUCUGGCGAGCUGCAGGCCCAUGCCCCCAGCCGCAACCGUGCUAAUUCUAGGCCUGCAACUGGCCAGAGGAACACGCCAUGUAUUAAAAACCUGCAGGGUCUGCUGCGAGAUGCAUCGGUGAGCACACGACUCUGUCUGAGAUUCCCUUUUCUUCGUCUCGAGUACGUACACUUGCCUCUUUUUCAACUUCUCUUUUGCCUCGUUUCCAUUGUAACGCCUUCGUUGCACCUUUCGCGCCAAGCGCCAUCCCACUGGCCGUCCCCGGCAGUGGAUUCUCAGUGGCCGCGUUCCUACUAGCGCCCGCCAAACGACAAAUUUUUUUCGUGCUCUCGACGGCCGCUAUAAGCGAGCCAGCACCAACUGGGAGCAAUGGAAUUUAGCACCGCCGGCUCCGUCGAGAGCAGUUCCAAGUCCCCCACCAUUUCCACAGGACCCCCCUCCGUCGACGAAGAAGCUCCUGUCACCUCUCCUCCUGCUUCUGCUUCUGCUGAUGUUGCUGUUGCUGUUGCUGUUGCUUCACCGUCUCUCUUGUCUCCAGUAGCCCAAGACUCUACAGCUGUGUCAGCACCGACAGCCGCUACGACAAACCCGCUUGGUGGCAGAGCAUCCCACACAAGAAGCAUAUCCAUCCCGUCCUCAACUCUUCGCAGCAACACCAGCAGACACGCAGACUCCGACUCGGCCCAUCUCCAUCCGGACAGAGCCAGCUUGCCCUCGAUCAUCCAGAAUCAUUUUCAGCUCCCCCUCAAAGCCUCAAGGUCUCUUUGGGGUCGAUCCAGACGCACCUCAGGCACCUCCGACGCCGGAAGCGAUCACUCGGCUAGUGGACGCCCAGAUUCCAGAGCUGACGACGAUUUUGACGACCCCCCUCGAUCGUAUCCUGCUAUAGCGCUUGAAGAUAGCAAUUCGAACCCAAUUGCUUCCUUGCCCGACGCCUCAUAUACCCCACGUUCGUCGUGGUCGGAAAACGUCUCCCGACGACUCUCAGGCAACUCCAUCUAUUCCCUAGCUUCGGCCCGUGGAAUCAUUGCAGGAACAUCAUACGGCUCAGAUAGCGGCGGAUCUUCUCGCAGCGCAUCCGCCUUCAUGUCUUCUCCAAAGGGUCGAGCUCCUGCGCAGCAAGAGCCUAGCACUGCCAGUGCGCCAGCUCCAACUUCAACCCCACCAUCCAGCGCUCCCACGGUGCAAAGCUCGUCGGUGAAUCCUCAUGCACAGCCUCCCCUGGACUUGAUGAGACGCACUCAAAGAGCAGAGACCAACCUGCGAACGCAACCUGAUCGAUCGAGAAGCCGUGCUAAGCGUCGUUUCAGUGGCAGCACUGCAGCCAGCUCCCACAGUCCGAGCAGUGAAAGAGCUGCCUUCCACAGAGAGAGGGAAGAAGUAAAGCCUGCUCCGUGGGGUGUGAUUGGCAUCUGUGCUUUGGAUAUAAAGGCUCGCAGCAAGCCUAGUCGCAACAUUCUCAACCGCCUAAUUGCUAAUCGCGAGUUUGACGUCGUCGUUUUUGGCGACAAAGUUAUCUUGGAUGAGGAGGUGGAAAAUUGGCCAAUUUGUGACUAUCUCAUCUCUUUCUACUCCGAUGGAUUUCCACUCGAUAAGGCAAUUGCCUACGUCAAGGCCCGAAAACCAUUUUGCGUCAAUGAUGUGCCCAUGCAAAAGAUGUUGUGGGAUCGCCGUGUCUGCCUAACCAUCUUAGACAAGAUCAAUGUUCGAACACCGCGACGCAUCGAAGUAAGCCGUGACGGUGGCUGCCAGCUUCUCACACCUGACUCGGUGAAACAUAUCAAAGAAGUUGCUGGUGUAUCUCUUGAGCCGUUCAACGAAGAAACAAAAUCGGUCCCCAGAAAGGUAGAGCUCGUCGACGAUGGCGAUACGCUAAAUGUGGACGGAUCCUUCCUCAAGAAACCCUUUGUCGAGAAACCAAUCAGUGGUGAAGACCACAACGUCAUCAUCUAUUUCCCCAAGUCGGCUGGUGGUGGCGCUAGACGACUCUUUCGCAAAAUCGGUAACAAAAGCUCCGACUAUGAUCCCAACCUUACAGUCCCUCGUGCUAUCACAGAACCAGGGAGCAGCUACGUUUAUGAAAGCUUUAUGCAAGUGGACAAUGCAGAAGACGUCAAGGCCUAUACCGUUGGUCCCCAGUAUUGUCAUGCUGAGACUCGCAAAUCCCCCGUCGUCGAUGGUAUCGUACGACGAAACACUCAUGGCAAGGAGGUGCGCUACAUCACCGCCCUUAGUGCCGAAGAAAAGGAAAUGGCUCGCAGAAUUGCGACCUCCUUUGGCCAGCGUGUUUGCGGGUUCGAUCUUCUGCGAGCAUCGGGUAAAAGCUAUGUCAUUGAUGUAAAUGGCUGGAGCUUCGUCAAGGACAACGACGACUACUACAACUCUUGCGCAACUAUUUUAAAGGAUAUGUUUAUCAAGGAAAAGCUUCGCAAAGGCAGUCUUACUACACCUAUGCCCUCGCCAACCGUUUCAGAGGCCGAUCCAAUGGCACGCGCAGUACCAACGGCGAACGCUGCAGAGGCACAGCCAACAGCUCCAACCAAUGCCCCUACAGAUACUCAGCAAACCGGCAGUAAUACUGGUGGAAGCUCACUCGGAAGUGCUUCUCCUGGAACUGAUGGAAUACUCAAAUCGACACCCCAUAGCACAUCUAUAACGCCCAUACUACCACCUCCGCCCACUGAACUUGUCUUACCCGCCGCUGCCACCACCUCUACUCCAUCCCUUGUUGAUACCGUGGCCACUGAAGCACCCGCAGAGUCGGCUGCCACCGAAGAGCCGGCAGCUGAGGCCGCACCACCUCCCCCGAAGCAUUCUUGGAAGCUUAAGGGCAUGGUUUCAGUCAUUCGCCAUGCGGAUAGAACACCAAAGCAAAAGUACAAAUUUACGUUUCAUACGGAGCCAUUUGUCGCUCUUCUGAAAGGUCACCAGGAUGAAGUUCUCCUUAUCGGAGAAGCAGCGCUCGCCAGCGUUAUGCAAGCCGUUGAUAUUGCUCUAGAACAAGGGCUUGAAGACCGCAACAAGCUUCGCAGUCUUCGAAAUGUCCUAGUCAAGAAAGGUGGCUGGGCAGGCACAAAGGUGCAAAUUAAACCAAUGUUCCGCAAACGAAAGACAGAAGAGCUCUCGGUCUUGCCCGGUGUUGCCGAAGGCGAAGAGUCUACUGCCAACACUAGCCCUGACAAUGUACCCGGCUCUGCCGUCAAACACCGUAUCACACCAACCCGCCAUGAUUCUCUGUCUGGUGUGACAAUGUCAAAAUUCACGGCUGCUGAGGAGAGCCUUGUUCUUGACAAGUUGCAGCUGAUCAUCAAAUGGGGCGGCGAACCAACUCACUCUGCACGCUACCAAGCGCAAGAGUUGGGUGAGAAUAUGCGCAACGAUCUCAUGCUCAUGAAUCGUGAUAUUCUCGACGAAGUUCAUGUCUAUAGUAGUUCAGAGCGCCGAGUGACGACCAGCGCUCAGAUCUGGGCGGCAUCUUUCCUUGAUCGCAAAGACAUACCAGAGGACUUCAUCACCAUUCGUAAAGACCUUUUGGACGACUCAAACGCUGCUAAAGAUGAGACAGACAAGGUUAAAAAGAAGCUCAAGGGUCUAUUGCGCAAGGGCAACGAGCGACCUGCCCAGUUUGCCUGGCCAGAGAAGAUGCCUGAGCCCUCUGAGGUACAGACAAGAGUUGUGCAGCUUAUGAACUUCCACCGCCGCGUCAUGCAAUAUAACUAUGGCAAGCUCUACAGUGGCGCCGCAACCUCACUCAGUGGAAUUUCGAACCCCAGCACAGAAAAGCUCACUGGAGAAGGCUCGAGCGCAUCAAUCUCGUCGGCGCUCUCGCACGCCAAUGCUGUCAACAGCAUCCAGUCCCGAUGGUGCUCAGGCGAAGAUGCUGAACUUUUCCGUGAACGUUGGGAAAAGCUAUUCUCGGAAUUUUGCGACGGCGAAAAGGUCGAUCCUAGCAAGAUUUCAGAACUCUACGACACCAUGAAAUUUGAUGCGUUGCACAAUCGUCAAUUCCUCGAGUGGGUGUUCACACCACCAAGAGGCAUGCUCGAAGAAGAAUACCCCUCGAAGGAUAAGCCAAAGGAGGGCGAGGAUGUGAAGACUACAGAAGAAAACAAGGUGGAGAAGUCGUCUCAGUCCCCUGAUGGCUCUGAGAAGGCCGAUCAGUCCAACCGCUCUGUUCGCAAGCUGUUCCGCCGACGCUCAUUCAUCAACAGUGUCAAGGGUUCCAACGGUGAUGCUCUCCCAGAGCAAUACUUCAGGCUUUAUAAAGGCACUGAUCAGAGUUCAUCCAAAACCGAUCCUCGUCAUGAGCCCCUACAGGAACUCUAUCAUCUUGCCAAAAUCCUCUUCGAUUUCAUUUGCCCUCAAGAAUAUGGUAUCUCUGACAGUGAAAAGUUGGAGAUUGGCCUCUUAACAUCCUUGCCACUAUUGAAGGAAAUUGUGCAAGAUUUAGAGGAAAUGCAGGCCUCCAACGAUGCCAAGUCCUUCUUCUACUUCACUAAAGAGUCUCACAUCUAUACUCUGCUGAACUGUAUCAUCGAGGGUGGAAUUGAGACGAAGAUUAAGCGCAGCACAAUUCCAGAGCUUGACUAUUUGUCGCAGAUUUGCUUUGAACUUUACGAAUCAGAAGUAGCACCGGUCGAAAACAGUUCUGAUGCGGUACCGACCUUCACUUACAGCAUCCGCAUCACCAUCAGCCCCGGUUGCCACGUCUUCGAUCCUCUACAUGUCCAGCUUGAUAGUCGCCACUGCAUUGGAUGUGCACCUCGACGAAGCCUCACACCGCAUGCCGACUGGCAACAAGUUAUCAAGACUUUGCGCGCGAAGUUUACUCAGGUCAAAUUACCAAAAACAUUUUUAGCCAUCAACCUUUCCGAUGCAUUCACCUUUGACGAUCAUGAGAAAGCCGCCCUUGAAGAUGGACUGGAAAUGAAGAGUGUGGCUCACACUGAACAGGGUGGUGAAGCUGCGCAAGACGGAAAUCCUUCAGAUGAAACACGCGCAGCCGAGCCAGAGGCUGUCAAGGAUGCCAAUCACGAUGCUUAAGAGUGUGUAGUAGACGAUACAAACUCACCUAAGGCAUCUUCUGUUUUACUUUGUUAAGAAUUAUACAUAUAGACUUGUCCUUCGUUAGAUCAAUAGACAUAACCCGCUGUACACUCCUGCGAAU
Molecule: messenger RNA, 5243 nt
Organism: [Torrubiella] hemipterigena
Lineage: Eukaryota; Fungi; Ascomycota; Sordariomycetes; Hypocreales; Clavicipitaceae
Source: the annotation of a GenBank genome assembly